AUGUGGGAAAUUUUAAGUACCCAAUUAAAUGGUGUAUCUGGGACCAAAAAAAGUAGCCAAAAAUGGCAAAGAGUAUGGAUUGACUUGAAAAAUAAAGUAAAAAAGAAGGCCGGUGUUAUAAAAAAUAGCAAGGCACAGACAGGAGGAGGUCCUCCUUUUAAAGAGAUGUUGACUGAUCUAGAAGAAAGGAUUAUAAGGAUAAUUUGGGACGCUGCAAUAAUUGGGUUAAGCAGUUCAAGGGAUGAUCCUUUGGACAAUGAGGAUGUAAAUCAACCCUCAGAGGCACUUGACAUAGAUUAUGAUGAUCACGAAGCAUCAAGCAGCAUCAUCACUGCUGGUAUAUCAGAUAGUGAACCAGAUACACCAGAAAACCCAAGAAAGCGUAGGCUGUUAAGUGCUGGAAGUUCAUGUAGCUACAAUGAGGUUUUCCCUAAAUCUACUAAAAGUAGGACAGUUCAACCAGCAACAUCUGCAGCACAAGCAGCAACUAGGUUUGCUAAAAUUGGUGAAGUGUUGAACCAGAGAAUGGAGUCGAUCGAUAACAAACUGGAACAACUGAUCGAAGAAAAAAACAAACUAACUCCAUUUUAA
Molecule: messenger RNA, 591 nt
Organism: Diabrotica balteata
Lineage: Eukaryota; Metazoa; Arthropoda; Insecta; Coleoptera; Chrysomelidae
Source: the annotation of a GenBank genome assembly